AUAACCAUUGAAAUUAGCAUACCCAUCCAAAUCAAAUGGCAAAUGUAGCGCCCUCCGAGGUUUCAUGUUUCCCUCAAAAAAACUUGUGGUCUUUCCAACAUUAAUGGAACAUCUUAACCCUCCGUAUAUAUAUAUAUAUACCGUUUUCCCCUUCUUCCUUCCAAUUCAAAUUGUCACCGGCCUUUGGCCAAUUUAUUUGCAGCGGCGACCAUUGGCUAACGUUCCGACCAUGACGACGGCCGUGGGCUCCCUCCUGUUCCUCCUCGCCGUCGCGUCCUUCUCCUCCUCUUCCCACGCUUUGACGACCGCCGAGGUCGAAUACAUCACCCGCCGCCAGCUCCUCAGCUCCGGAGACUUCGACAUUCCCAAUGACUUCGAGAUCAAGGUCGACGCGAAGCUGAAGUUCGCCAAUGACCGGCAGAAGAAAGCUUACGUGGCGUUACAGGCGUGGAAGGACGCCAUUUUUUCCGACCCGAAGAAGACGACCGCCAAUUGGGUGGGCCCCGACGUCUGCUCGUACAACGGAGUGUUCUGCGACCACGCGCUCGACGACCCGAAGUCGUGGGUGGUCGCCGGCAUUGACUUGAACCACGCCGACAUCGCCGGCCACCUUCCGGUGGAGAUCGGGUUGUUGACGGACGUCGCCGUCAUCCACUUGAACUCCAACCGCCUGUGUGGAAUCAUCCCCAAGAGUCUCUCCAAGCUGAAGCUCCUCUACGAGCUCGAUCUCAGCAACAACCGCUUCGUCGGGCCCUUCCCGGACGUCGUUCUCGAAGUCCCGUUGAAGUUCCUUGAUUUGCGGUUUAACGACUUCGAGGGGAAAUUACCGCCCGGUUUGUUCGACAAGCCAGGUAUGGACGUCAUCUUUUUGAACAACAACCGGUUCGAGUCGAACCUCCCGGAGAAUUUCGGGAAUUCGACCGCCUCGUUGAUCAUCCUGGCGAACAACAAGUUCACCGGAUGCAUUCCGAAGAGCAUCGGGAGAAUGGAGGACAGCCUGGAGCAAAUCCUAGCAUUAAACAACGAGUUCUCCGGUUGCUUGCCGGAGGAAAUCACGUUCCUCCGGAACCUGACGGUGUUUGACGUCAGCAAUAACAAGCUCGUCGGAGACUUGCCGGUGGGGUUGGAGUUCAUGCAGAGUGCGGAAAGCAUGGUCUUCUCCAACAACAUGUUCUCCGGCAUCGUCCCGGACACACUCUGUUCUUUGCCGGAGCUCAAGAACCUCUCAUUCGCCAACAACUAUUUCGAACAAGAAGACGCAUCAUGUGUGCCGCCGCAAGACGGGAUUGAUCUGAAUGAUUCUGGGAACUGUUUGGAAGGAAGGCCAGGGCAGAAAUCAGAGAAAGAAUGUCUCCGGGUUUUGAGCAAACCGGUAGAUUGCAGUAAAUCCGGUUGCAGAGGGGCACCUAAAGGAACUGGUCCGAGAUCGCAUAAGCAGCAUUCCGGCCAUGAAUCGGAGUCACCAAAAGGUUCUUCCUCUUCUUCUCCACCGUCGCCUCCUAAGUCAUCUCCUUCUCCACCGCCUCCUAAGCCUUCUCCCUCUCCAGAGGCUACGGCUCCGGUGCCUGAGACGGCUUUCACCCCGUCAAUCUCUCUUCCUCCGACUUCCGACAACGAGACUCCAGAAGGCUAUAGCCCAGCCGUGUCUCCUUCGCCGGCUUCGGGUGGUGAAGCUCCAACGCCGACACCAGACUCUCCCAGCCCUUCAAUAUCUGUUGUGCCGGCUUCUAGUCCACGACAAGGGGUUUUAGCUCCGGGCCCGGAUGCGUCAGGAUUUGCACCUGAAGCUUUUAGUCCGGACUUGAGCCCUAGUGCCCCAACUCUAGCACCAGAUGCUCCCAGUCCGUCAAUCUACAUGGUCCCGGCUUCUAGUCCAGGGGGACCAUCGUUUGCGCCGGAACCAUAUAGCCCGUCAAUCUCUUUGCCUCCAUCUUUUAGUCAGGAAGCUCCAACUCCAACACCUCAGGGCUCAAGCUCUUUUGUCCCAACACCUAGCACGAGUGGGUCUCCAACAUUGGCACCGAAAGGUUCAAGCCCGUCAAGCUCUCCUUCGCCAACAUCUAAUAUCGGAUCUCCAUCACCGACACCGGAAGGUUCAAGCCCAACCAUCUCUCCAGCUCCAUAUUCAACACCAGAAGCUCCAAGCCCGUCAAUCUCUCUUGCUCCGGGUUCAAGUCCCGAGGCACAACCACUCUCACUUGAGGCCGAUAGCCCCUCCAUCCCUCUUGCCCCAACUCCCGAGCCAGGAUAUGAGAGGGCUUCUCCAAGUCCGAGCGCCCAAGCUCCGGAACCAACAAAGGAGAAGCUAACUCCAAGCUCCCCGACUCCCACACCAGAGCCGGGGAAAGAAAAGCCACCACAUGGCCAUAAAACUCCGCCACACAAGAGCAAUAAGCCUUCUAGUCCCGCACCUUCAACUCCUAAACCGCCACCACCACCAAAACAAACUCCACCACACAAAUCUACCAAAUCUCCUCCUCCCCCCGAUGCCCCAACCAGUGAACAAACACCACCAACACACAAAGAAACUCCACCACACAAAUCAACCAGAUCUUCUCCUCCACCUCCCCCUGAUGCCCCGGCUAGUGACCUAACACCGCCAGCAUCGAAACAAACUCCACCACACAAAUCGACCAAAUCUUCACACCCGCCACCACCUCCUCAUCACGAAUCCUCGACUAAUGAACCACCACCACCUCCGAAACAAACUCCACCACAUAAACCCAAGUCCUCUCCUCCUCAUCAUGAAUCAACACCACCAACUCCCAAACAAACUCCGCCACACAAAUCCAAAUCCUCCAGCCCGCCUCCUCCCCCACAUCAUUCCCCAACUCAUGAACCAACACCGCCAACUCAUAAACAAACUCCACCACACAAAUCCAAAUCACCCGGCUCUCCGCCACCGCCUCCUCAUGAACCAACACCAUCCACCCAUAAACCAACUUCACCACCCAAAUCCAAGUCUCCCCCACCACCAGCACCACAUGCCUCUAAGUCAACACCGCCAGCUCAUAAUAAACAACCACCGGCCCACUUUUCUCCUCCAGUUCAACCACCGCCAUCACCUACAACUACUCCACCACCACCAGUGCAAUCUCCACCACCACCACCACCACCAGUGCAAUCUCCCCCUCCACCUGUCUUUGAGGACGUAGAACUUCCUCCCAAUUUGGGGUCUAUAUAUGCUUCACCGCCACCACCAAUCUUCCAAGGAUAUUAAGUGGCAAAAUCAGCACAGGCCUUGGCUUCUCCCAAUGAAAACACAAAGAGCUUGUCGUGCGAAUAUAUACUUAAUCAAGAAAAGUUUUAGUAUACU
Messenger RNA from Cuscuta campestris, 3316 nucleotides. Lineage: Eukaryota; Viridiplantae; Streptophyta; Magnoliopsida; Solanales; Convolvulaceae. The record is from the annotation of a GenBank genome assembly.